ACCAGUCAGCCGGGCAGACAAAGAGGAGCAGCAUCCUGCUGGAGGACCGCACGCUCCCGGGGGAUGGGGCAUCACACCCCUGCAUCGCGUCGGGGGGGCCGGAGGAGGCACAGGAGAGCCAUUCAGAAGAGUCGGGGGUCAAAGGUGAGAAGAGCAGAGGGCACCAUGGAGAGUGAGCCGGGGGCCUCCGCGGCCAACAGCACCGGCGCCGCCUCCGCCUCCUCCAGCACCACAGCUGCCAGCAGUAGUAGUGCCUCCAACAACACCAACACCACCACCGCCACUACGACCGCCGCCACCACGUCCGGUAGUAGCGGUGGCGGCGGUAACACUCCCAGUAGUGCCAGUGGUAGCACCACAGCAGGAAGACAGACGGUGCCUCAGAUAUCGGUGUACAGCGGGAUACCCGAUCGACAAACAGUGCAGGUGUUCCAGCAGGCGUUGCACAGACCCAACACGGCGGCGCAGUACCUGCAGCAGAUGUACGCCGCGCAGCAGCAGCAUCUGAUGCUGCAGUCCGCCGCCCUCCAGCAGCAGCACAACCUCAGCAACGCUCAGCUGCAGAGCCUGGCCGCCGCGCAGCAGGCGAGUAUCGCAGCUGGCCGGCAAAGCUCUUCACAGAACGGCACUUCCUCCCAGCAAGCGGGAUCGACUCCGGCUACGAUCAACCUGACGACGUCCCCGGCAGCCACACAGCUGAUCAGCCGGGCCCAGAGCAUCGGUUCGACCCCCACCGGCAUUUCCCAUCAGGCAGUUCUGCUGGGCAGCCCAUCCAGCCCCACGUUCACAGCCAGCCAGGCACAGAUGUACCUGCGUGCACAGAUGGCGCAACAGAACAACCUGGUGCAGGUGGCCCGGAGCCUGGGCCGGGCGGUUCCUCUGUCGCCGCAGCUCAUCUUCACUCCGACGGCCACGGUGACGGCCGUCCAGUCAGAGAGCUCCACGCAGACCUCCUCCCAGAAUCAGGUCCAGAACCUGGCCAUCCGUGGCCAGCAGGGGGCGACCACGUCCUCCUCUCAGACUCAGACCCUGCAGGCUCUCAGUCUGAAGCAGAGCCCGGUGCCCAUCCAGCCCGCCUCACUGGUCAAGAGUCCCAGCCAGGUGACGCAGGCCUCCGCGGGGGGGAAGGCCGGCUCCUCCGACGGCCCAUUUGAAGCGGGGAAGAAGGGGAACGGAGCAGCGGUCCCAGAGGUCCGAGCUAUAAACAUGAGCCGCAGCGUCACCGCCGUCAGUGCUCAGCCUCUGAUUGCUCCAGCAUACACGCAGGUCCAGCCCCACUCCCUGGUGCAGCAGCAGCAGUUCGUGGUCCACCAGAGUCCGGCCUCCCCGAGGGCCGCGGGCCAGCUGCUGCAGACCGCCUCCAUUCAACCGUUGCAGCACCCGGUGCCCGUUCUGACCAAACCGGCGCCGCACCAGCCCUCCAUGCCCAGCCAGCAGGCCACCAUCUUCCACUCCACCGUCAGCCCCCACGGCGUCCACUCCUGCCUCAACCACGCCAAAGCUCAGCCCGUCCAGCUCACCGCCAUCAACCUGCAAAUACAACCGACGGCCGCCCGAGGACUGGUCCAGGACACUAAAGAUAAGCCAACGUCGCUGGUGGUCAGGGAGACGUGUCCAGCCACGCAACAACAACAACAACAGCAACAACAACAACAGCAGCAGCAACAGCUACAACAGCAGCAGUUACAGCAGCUCCAGCAGCAACAACAACAACAGCUUCAGCAACAGCUACAACUGCAGCAGCAACAACAACAACAACAACAACCGGCGCCUUCGCCACCGCAACCCUCCAAGCCCGUGGAGCAGCCCAAGGUCGCCGCAGCCGCUCCGGCCGCCCAGCCACAAGCGGGCACCGGGGCCUCCACCAAGAGGGCGAGCGCCGCGCCGGGGCCCCCGGCUCCGGCCAUGACCUCGGGGACCGAGAGCGAGGCGCCCACCGUGACCGGCAGCGCGCCGCACAACGGGGAGAGCAAGCCGCCGCAGGCCGUCGUCAAGCCCCAGGUCCUCACGCACGUCAUCGAGGGCUUCGUCAUCCAGGAGGGAGCCGAGCCGUUCCCCGUGUGUGUGGAGCGUCUGCCGAUUCUUAUGGACAGCCCGAGGAAGCUGGAUCACCAGCUCUCCUCGGACCCCGACAGAACCCCCGUCAGCAACGCAGCCAACAGCGACUCUGAGCCCGAGGACAUGAACCUGCCGGAAAAAGAGCAAGAGCCCAAGCUGACGUGUGAAUACUGCGGCUGGGUGGACUUCGCCUUCACGUUCAAAGGCUCCAAAAGGUUCUGCUCCAUGGUGUGUGCGAAGAGGUACAACGUCGGCUGCACGAAGCGGAUCGGCCUCUUCCGCCCGGAGAGGAAUAAACCGACGAGCCGCUGGCGGAGAAGAUCUCCGGGCCGCUCCAGCGUAGAGGCGAAGAAGCAGAAGCGGACCCCCUCGCCGCGGCAGGCCCAGGGCGGCUCCGUGUCCUCGCCGCACCCCUCGCAGCCCAGCCAGGAGGAGUCCAGCCCGUGCUCGGACAUGUCCAGCUACGAGGAGCCGCCGUCGUCGCCCCUGUCGGCGGCCAGCUCGGGGGCCCCGGCCCCGCCCCCGGCUCAGGUCCCCGCCCACCGGCAUCCGAGCAGCAGGGCCUCCGAGCGGGACGGCGGCGUCCGAGACGCGCCGUCGCCCUGCCGCCGCUUCGUCCCCAACGACCCCGCCAAGUGGAACGUGGGAGAGGUUUACGACUUCAUCCGCUCGCUGCCAGGUUGUCAGGAGAUCGCGGACGAGUUCCGCUCCCAGGAGAUCGACGGGCAGGCGCUGCUCCUGCUGAAGGAGGACCACCUCAUGAACACCAUGAACAUUAAACUGGGCCCGGCGCUCAAGAUCUUCGCUCGCAUCAACAUGCUCAAAGACUCGUAGCGUUUGGAAGUGCGUGUGUGUGCGUGUGUGUGUGUGUGUGUGUGUGCGUGUGUGUGUGUGUGAGAGAGAAGAACUAAAUUACGACCGCUCCUCAUAAUAAUGCCGACUAUACAUCACAGUCCCGACUGCACGACGGCCACGCCCCCUCCUUUCAGAUCGCACUCUAGACGGCACUCGUAUUCGCCGGCGUCCGCUCCAUGAUGUGAUGAUUGUUCUCUUCAUCUUCUACAGGGCUAAUGGAGGUUGUUGUUGUUGUUGUUGUUGUUCGUAGAGUUGCAGCUCGAGCACCGGAAGCUUUUUAGUCUGCCUUUUUUUUUAAUGACGUGCACUCGCCGCGAGGUCCGUGCCAUAUUCCAAAAUGUCGAUUCUCACAUUGAAGCGAGGGAUCCUAACCCUUCUUCCCGUUUGCUUUGACGAGGAGCAGCUGGCGGGUCGGACCGAGCCGCCGGAUGGAGCUGUUGGCCGUUUGCUGUGUUGUGUGUCAACAGCAGGAAAUCUCACCGUGUAAAAUGUGUGUUUUCUGUUUUGAAAAGUACAAAUAUGGGAAGAUUACAACAACAACAAAAUUUAAAUUAUGUUUACAUGUCGCGACACGGCGGCCAUUUUUCCUCUACUCUUCGAAUAUACAUAUUCAAAAUUAGAAUAUUCGACGGCAGCCCCAAAGUGCACGCACAACACAUUGCAUGGACUGCAGGGCAUUUCUUUUGACCCGAGACGCGCAGGGUCGUGAACUUAUUACGCAUUUUAAGGUCUUCUCGUAACGAGGGCAGAACUUUUUUCGAGAACGAGAGCGCUUAUUAACGCCAGGUGAGGAUGCUACGGCCUUUAUUAAACGUCACCCAGAUUAACACGUCUAGUGGAGACUCCUUGAUUAAAAUCUCGGAUUUCGGCCAGUGUAGGAACAAAUAAAAGCUAAACUAGAACGGGCAUAUCACAAGAUUGGGGAUUGAAUUAUGAACAUUUUGGCAUUAGUUGCAUGCCAAUUGGAUACAAAUUGACGCUAUGGUAAAAAGAAGAUUUUGACCUUUUCGUGACCUUGACAUUUGAACCGAUCGAUCCCAAAAUCUAAUCAAAUGGUCCCUGGAUAAUAACCAAUCAUCCCACUAAAUUGCAUGCGAUUCGGUUUAAUACUUUUUGACUUAUGCGAAUAACACGCACGCAUACAAAUACACGGCGAUCAAAACAUUACCUUCCGCAUUUUCAGCGCGAAGGUAACGAGGCUGAAAGAACGCGUGGAGCCAACGUGCACUACGGCUCGGCUCCGCCUGAAUGAAUCAUGACAUCAUCAGAGGGGUUUUUAGUCUGCGUGAAUGACAGAGAGCCCCUUCUCUCCGUAUAUGUGGCUAGAUUACGCCUUUUCCUCACAGUAAGACUCGCAGCUCUUCGACCCAAAGCACAGUUUCUCCUGCGACGUCCAUCUCACUUUGACGGAGGAACGCUCCAGUUUUUCACCUCUCGAUUUAAACGAUUGAUUUUUUUUUCAAAAGGAUCUACGAGAUGGCGACCUUGAUUUCCCGUCUCCGUUUAACGGGGAGACACUUAAGUUAUCGGAGGGACAGUUUGGGCGCGCCGCACUCUUCGCCCGGCCCGACUUUUGGCACUUAUUUUCCUUUUUAUUUUUAUUUGCUUCGACGUUACGAGACACUCCGCUUGGAGUGAGAGCGGAAAUUGUGCGGCGACGCAAAACGAGUGUAACGCGUACUCAGCGGCUCGGUCCAGACCGGAGCUAAGUGUGAGGCUGUUUUCUUUUUAAGUUAUCCUUUUUAUUUUACAACAGAAAUUUAACUGCGUUGAAUAUUUUCAAAUAUGCAAAUGUGACAUAUCAUCGCCUGGGAGUUGUUUGUUAUUAUAAUAAUUGUGUCUCAUGAAAUAUGUUUAAAUCUAUUUGUGUUUUGUGGCUGUGAUGGAAGAUGAACCUUGUUCUUUUCAGAUUAGGUUUUUUGUCAAAUGCUUGUAUUUAUCAAAACAAGUUUGUUACACAACAUUUUGCAUUUAUAAAUAAUUUGCAAUAGA
Messenger RNA from Pseudoliparis swirei, 4905 nucleotides. It is a transcript of the gene phc2b, whose product is annotated as polyhomeotic homolog 2b (Drosophila). Gene Ontology annotation, cellular component: PRC1 complex; nucleus. The coding region runs from base 64 to 2892 and encodes 942 amino acids. Gene Ontology annotation, molecular function: zinc ion binding; protein binding. The record is from RefSeq and is a predicted model, not a curated record. The transcript has 15 exons. Lineage: Eukaryota; Metazoa; Chordata; Actinopteri; Perciformes; Liparidae.